Molecule: messenger RNA, 300 nt
Organism: Dovyalis caffra
Lineage: Eukaryota; Viridiplantae; Streptophyta; Magnoliopsida; Malpighiales; Salicaceae
Source: the annotation of a GenBank genome assembly
AUGAAGACAACUAAACACUUGAAAAGCAGGUCACUAGCUAUCAAUAUGCUGAAGAGAGGUGCUAUCACCGUAUCCAUGUUUUCAAAUUCCACAGUGUUAGUAGGGUGUUGCAGGGGACGUAGGCGGCUAAGGAGGAGGAGACUUAGCACGAUAAGGCUAGGGAAUAAGCGGCGCGGGUUCUGCUUAGGGUCGCGGCCAGUGAUCCAAUGGGGUGUCGUGGCUCCGUUUCAAAUGCUGAAGAAGAUCAUCAUGGAUGUGGCACCUAAUGGCCGCCUUUGUAGAAUUGACUUGAAUGAAUGA